AUGUGGCGCGGCAAGAAGGUGGCUGUUAAAGUGAUGCAGCUGCCGGCCGACGCGCUGCUCGACCACUCUGAAACACUCGGCCUGCAGGCCGGCGGCUACGGCCACGCCGGCGCCGGCGCCGCGCGGCGGCGGGGGCGCGGCAAGGCGGGGCGGCAGGGGGCGGCGCCGCACAUGGCGAUCAUGGAGGCGGUCCUGUCGAGCACGAUGAGUCAUCCGAACGUCGUGCAGGUGGCCGCGGGGGCUUUCGGGGUGUACACUUAUUACCUCAACCCCACCCUAGUCAGCGCCGUCGGCGGCAUGCAGGGCGGCGACAGCCUCUCAUCCCCCCGAGCAGCCGGCGGCGGCGGGGGCAGCGGCGGCGGCGGCGGCGGCGGCGGCGGCGGCGCGGAGGGCGAGGCCGACAUCGCGGGUUGGACGCUCAAACUGGUCAUGGAGUACUGCAAUGAGGGCUCCCUGCGUGACGCGCUGGACUGCGGGCUGCUGUGCACCCCGGGCUCGUUCCUGUCGCCGUCGUCGGUGCUGGCGCUGUCACACGACGUGGCGUCCGCCAUGCUGCACCUGCACAGCGAGGGCAUCGUGCACGGCGACCUGAAGGCCCACAACGUCCUCCUCACAGGCAGCAGCGACCCCACCAGCGGCAUGACCAACGGCCGCGUGUGGGCCGCCUCGGGCAGCCGCCGCCUGACCGCGAAAGUCGGGGACUUUGGGCUGGCGCUGCCGCUGCAGCCGAGCGACACGCACGCGACGCUCGCCGCGCGGCCCGCAGCCUCCGCCUCAAUCCUUUAA
Messenger RNA from Monoraphidium neglectum, 786 nucleotides. RefSeq lists its product as hypothetical. The transcript is spliced from 5 exons. Gene Ontology annotation, biological process: protein phosphorylation. Gene Ontology annotation, molecular function: protein kinase activity; ATP binding. The coding region runs from base 1 to 786 and encodes 261 amino acids. The record is from RefSeq and is a predicted model, not a curated record. NCBI's taxonomy places the organism in Eukaryota, Viridiplantae, Chlorophyta, Chlorophyceae, Sphaeropleales, Selenastraceae.